CCCUCACCUCUCCGAGGCAGCUGCACCCUGCUUUCCUGGCCAUGCGGUGGCUGUGGCCCCUGGCUGUCUCUCUUGCUGUAGUGUUGGCUGUGGGGCUGACUGGGGUCUUUGGGACGGCCACCUCAUCUCUGGGUGGGCAUAGAGCGAAGGUCCAGGAGCAGCAGAGUCGACCCCGAAGAGGCACCAAGGACGAGGGGCCCAAGGAGGUGCAGCACUAUGUUCCUGGGGAGUGGGCUGAGUACCCCAGGCCCAUCCAUCCUGCUGGCUUGCAGCCCACCAAGACUUUGGUGGCCACUAGCCCCAACCCAGACAAGGAAGGGGCCACCCCAGAUAGUGGACAAGAGCUGAGGGUCAACCUGACCGGGACACCAAGUCAGAGGCUGCAGAUUCAGAACCCCUUGUAUCCGGUGACGGAGAGCUCCUACACUGCCUACGCUGUCAUGCUCCUGGCUCUGGUGGUGUUUGCUGUGGGUAUUGUAGGGAAUCUGUCUGUCAUGUGUAUUGUGUGGCACAGCUACUAUCUGAAGAGUGCGUGGAACUCCAUCCUCGCCAGCCUGGCUCUCUGGGACUUCCUGGUCCUCUUCUUCUGCCUCCCCAUAGUCAUCUUCAACGAGAUCACCAAGCAGAGGCUCCUGGGGGAUGUUUCUUGCCGGGCUGUGCCCUUUAUGGAGGUCUCCUCCCUGGGAGUCACAACCUUCAGUCUUUGUGCCCUGGGCAUAGACCGCUUCCAUGUGGCCACCAGCACCCUGCCGAAGGUGAGGCCCAUUGAGCGAUGUCAAUCGAUCCUGGCUAAACUGGCGGUCAUCUGGGUGGGCUCCAUGAUGCUGGCUGUGCCCGAACUCCUGCUGUGGCAGCUGGCGCAAGAGCCCGCUCCCACCGUGGGAACUGUGGACUCGUGUAUCAUGAAACCUUCAGCCAACCUGCCUGAAUCUCUCUACUCACUGGUGAUGACCUACCAGAAUGCCCGCAUGUGGUGGUACUUUGGUUGCUACUUCUGUCUGCCCAUCCUCUUCACUGUCACCUGUCAGCUGGUGACGUGGCGGGUGCGGGGCCCACCGGGCAGGAAGCCUGAGUGUAGGGCGGGCAAGCACGAGCAGUGUGAGAGGCAACUCAACAGCACUGUGGUGGGCCUGACUGUGGUCUACGCCUUCUGCACCCUCCCUGAGAACGUCUGCAACAUCGUGGUGGCCUACCUCUCCACUGAGCUCACCCGUCAGACCCUGGACCUCUUGGGCCUCGUCAACCAGUUCUCCACCUUCUUCAAGGGUGCCAUCACCCCCGUGCUCCUCCUGUGCAUCUGCAGACCCCUGGGCCAGGCCUUUCUGGAUUGCUGCUGCUGCUGCUGCUGUGAGGAGUGUGGCGGAGCCUCGGACUCUUCGGCGACAGUCAGCGCGGACAGCAAGCUUAAGACGGAAGUGUCUUCCUCCAUCUACUUCCAUAAGCCCAGGGAGUCACCCCCACUCCUGCCCCUGGGCACCCCUUGCUGAGUCUAGGGGGGCAUGGGAGCAGGUGCAGAGGGGUGCCAUCCCAUCUCAAGACAGUCUGCUGAUUCUUUCCCACAGGUCUCACGUCAACUUCUCAUCUUGCUGUUUAGAGAUGGACUUGGCUCAUUUUGUCAAAGUUGGGGCUUGUCAAAGCCCGGUCUGCCAACAGAGCCAUUCUUACGCUCUGCGGGACAUGCCAGCCUUGCCCCUCCCACUUGUAGGUGGAGAUCUGUCUAGGUCAUUAGAGUUGCCCAGAAUCUCAAUUUGACCCUCUCAGAGCCAGGCGUGGCCCUUGGCCCGCCCUCCCUUUGGUCUUGGAAUCUGACUAUAGGUUGGCUGAGG
Messenger RNA from Peromyscus eremicus (cactus mouse), 1826 nucleotides. It is a transcript of the gene Gpr37l1, whose product is annotated as G protein-coupled receptor 37 like 1. Lineage: Eukaryota; Metazoa; Chordata; Mammalia; Rodentia; Cricetidae. The transcript is spliced from 2 exons. Gene Ontology annotation, cellular component: signaling receptor complex; plasma membrane. Gene Ontology annotation, molecular function: G protein-coupled peptide receptor activity. The record is from RefSeq and is a predicted model, not a curated record. Gene Ontology annotation, biological process: positive regulation of MAPK cascade; adenylate cyclase-inhibiting G protein-coupled receptor signaling pathway. The coding region runs from base 42 to 1487 and encodes 481 amino acids.